Messenger RNA from Cladocopium goreaui, 2703 nucleotides. The record is from the annotation of a GenBank genome assembly. Lineage: Eukaryota; Dinophyceae; Suessiales; Symbiodiniaceae.
AUGCUCAACACACAACACCCAACGAUGGCUGCCCUGCGGGAGCCCAUGGCGCAGCCUAUGCCGCAGCCUAUGGGGGAGCAAAUGGCAGCUUGUGGCGAUCGACCAAUGAUGCCCUCAUUGCUGGCGCCCAAAGCUUUGGCGCCGCCUAUGGGCCUCAUUCAACCAGAGCCUUUGCGAACCUACUUGGAACCGCCCAUGGUGGGAGGCGACUCUCUUGGUGGAAGCCAUCAAUCGGAGGCAGCUCAAAUGGGAGCAUGGCCAGGCUUCCAGAUACCGCCCUCAUUGCUGGCGCCCAAAGCUUUGGCGCCGCCUAUGGGCCUCAUUCAACCAGAGCCUUUGCGAACCUACUUGGAACCGCCCAUGGUGGGAGGUCACUCCCUUGGAGGGAGCCAUCAAGCAGAGGCAGCUCCAGCAUGGCCAGGCUUCCAGAUCCCGUACCCUGGAAGUGGCUAUGGGGCCCACGGGGCCUUGCCGCCCAAUGGAGCCACGGAGCCUGUCACCAGUCUCCAACAUCUGGCAGGUGUUAGUGCGAAACAAGACAAAGAAAUUCUCGACACCCUGCGCUCGAGCGGCUUGGCACUGAAUUUGAAGAGCCUCGACGAGCCUGAGGUUGAUAUCGGCCAGAUGCUGAACAUGUCUAUGGCCACUCAGGGAAGCGCUCACGCCAGUAUGGAGGGAAAUGCGAAGACACCUUCCAUGAAUGCAGCAGCUGCGUUUUCACCUGAGCCAACGGCAGUUCCCAAGCCAUCACAGGUGCGGGUCACCAGCAGCUCUAUGAUAGCGGCAGAGGAUUACCUCCGCGGCUACCGCCCUCAGAGCAAUGCGCAACGUUUGACAUACCCAAGCGGUGUCACCAUUGACUUCUCCGAAUUGGCACCAGUGAUGAGAGUCGUUGCCAUUGCCAAUUCUCAGUCGCGCUCGCGGAUCUUUGGGGCGAUUGAGAGUGGCAUGCACGUCCGCACUGCCAUGCAAGUCUUUCGGGAGUGCGAUCGGGAUGGCUGUGGCUUCCUCACCUGGAGCAAUGGCCAGAUUCGAGACUUUGUCAUGACAGUCUUCAUCCAGUUAAGCUUAGUGCCACCUGCUGAGAUGCAAACCUAUGCAGCGCACACGCUCUUUGACAUGAACAGGAGCAUGUGUUUAUCUGCAUGUGAUUGCCUUUGCCUGGUGGAUGUGAUGUUGCGAGCCAUCUCUCUUGUGGAUGGACAUCAAGUCGACCAGGUGCCCCGUGCGCCACGAAGUCGUUCCCCCGGCACAGCCUCGGUGCGUGCCGUGAGCUCGCCGGUUGCAGAGGAGUUGGCACAGGCGCAGGCAGAGACGGAGCGCCUGAGGCAAGAACUUGAGGAGCUGAAGGCUGCAGAAGCUGCAGCAGAAGCUGGAGAUCACAGGCCAUUCACUUCAACCGAAGGUUUUCUUGAGCCAACAAGCGAUACAGCAGCACUUUUGUCCACUGCCAAAGCGCAUGCGGAGAAUCGGCGCUUGGAACGUGAGCUUAAGAAUCUGAGGGCUCUGGCAAGCCGUCAGCGUGGGGAGGUGGAGUGGCUCAACGAGCUCAAACAGCAUCUGAACACCAGCCGCCAAGAGGAGCUGGAGGAGGAACACCUGAGGCUGAUGGAGAUGCAGCAGGAGGAGGAGGCAGCAGAACAGGCUGCACUGCGGCAGCAGCAGGAGAUGGAAGAACGACGGCAGCGGCACUUGGAAGCUUUGGUUCAGGAGCGAUCUGAGCGGCGCAGGCGUUUGGAGCAACGGGAGAAGGAGCUGCAAGAACAGGAGAUGGCGCAGGAAGCAGAGGAGGAGAGGCUCCAACAGAAAGAGCAGGACCUGCAACAAAGAGAACUUGAGCUCCACAAAGAGAGGGAGCGGAGCAUUCAGCAGGCCGAGGCGUUGCGAGGGCGAGAACUGGACGUCUCCAGGGAGAUUGGACGAUUGCAGGCUGCUGCUGUGGGCCUGACACCUCCAGUAGCGCCGGGGCCGGUCAUCUCACCGAGUGCAGCGUCACAUGUGGAGCCGGAGGAAGAGGCCGAUGCUGAUGCUGCAGAGGCUGCAGCCAUGGCUGCUGCGCAGUCACUGGAAAACCGCAAACUGCGUCGGGAACUGGAGAGUCUACGUGCCUUGGCCCACUGGCAGCAGAGUGAGGUCGGAGCUGCCAUCGCUUGCAAGAGCGCAGCGCCUGGUGAGAGUCAGCACAGGGGCCCUUCAGCUGCUUCAGCUGCAGCUGGUGGUGGGCAGUCGAGCGGCUCCAAGCCACGAGGCGCCUUGGUGAUGGCUGCCCUGGCUGGUGAGGCCCUGGCCCAGCGCCAGGCAGAUGCACCUGACAGCGCCCCGUGGCAAUGCCACACUUGCGGAUCCAGUCCAGAGCAAUCCUCCUAUGGCCGCGGUGGAUUGGAGGACUACGACCGCACCGUGCGUGACCUGAUGUCACGUGUCCUGGGCCGGUCGGAUGACCUGGACUCGCCACACGCUUUGCCGAGAGCUCGCAGCCCGAGACGAGUCCUGGAGCCAGUGACGAUGCAGUGAUGGCCGGAUCGAAGCGGGUCGAAGCGGGCCGAAGCGGGUCGAAGCUUUCACAGCCUGUGUGGCUGUGGUGACCUUGCACCCUUUGCUUGGCCCAGUGGCUUAGCCAAAGGCUGUCCAACAGGUGUUGGCACAGGACCAAUGACUGUGAAGAAAGGAAGCUGGGGUGUUUCUCGAACCACUGUAUCCGCU